Verticillium alfalfae VaMs.102 is the source of this 4227-nucleotide messenger RNA. RefSeq names its product brefeldin A resistance protein. Lineage: Eukaryota; Fungi; Ascomycota; Sordariomycetes; Glomerellales; Plectosphaerellaceae. Gene Ontology annotation, cellular component: membrane. Gene Ontology annotation, molecular function: ATP binding; ABC-type transporter activity; ATP hydrolysis activity. The transcript is spliced from 3 exons. Gene Ontology annotation, biological process: transmembrane transport. The record is from RefSeq and is a predicted model, not a curated record. The coding region runs from base 1 to 4227 and encodes 1408 amino acids.
AUGGAGUCAGAAGCAACACUAGCCACACUGGAGCCCUCCAUCGAACUCGGCUCCGUUCCGGAGAACGAUCAGACCUGGGGGCUCAAGCACAAGGUUGAGGCUAUCCAUGAGCGCGACCAACGAUCGGGCUUCGCGCCUCGUAAGCUCGGCAUCACCUGGAGCAACCUCACUGUCCAAGCCGUCAGCGCCGAUGCCGCCAUUCACGAGAACUUCGGCAGCCAGUUCAACAUCCCGAAGCUUUUCAAGGAGUCCCGGCAUAAACCGCCCCUGAAGUCUAUCCUCUCCGAGAGUCAUGGCUGUGUGAAGCCUGGCGAGAUGCUGCUCGUACUGGGCCGCCCAGGGUCCGGCUGCACCACGCUCCUUAGCGUCCUGGCCAACCAUCGACGUGGGUACGCCGCCGUCACCGGCGAUGUUCGCUACGGCGCCAUGACUGCCGACGAGGCUCAGCACUACAGAGGACAGAUUGUCAUGAACACCGAGGAAGAGCUCUUCUUCCCGGACCUCACCGUCGGUCAGACUAUGGACUUUGCCAGCCGCAUGAAGAUUCCGUUCAAAUUGCCCGAGGGUGUGGCUUCAGACGAAGAACUCCGCAUUGAGACUCGCGACUUCCUUCUUCAGUCCAUGGGCAUUCAGCACACGUUCGAUACCAAGGUUGGCAAUGAGUACGUCCGCGGCGUGUCUGGCGGAGAGCGGAAGCGAGUUUCCAUUAUUGAAUGCCUCGCCACCAGGGGCUCGGUCUAUUGCUGGGAUAAUAGCACACGUGGUCUUGAUGCCAGCACUUUAAGAGCCCUCGAAUAUACGAAGGCCAUCAGAGCGUUGACUGACGUGCUAGGCCUUGCAUCGAUUGUGACCCUCUAUCAGGCCGGCAACGGAAUUUAUAACCUUUUUGACAAGGUCCUCGUACUCGACGGGGGUAAGGAGAUCUACUACGGGCCUACACAGGAAGCUCGACCAUUCAUGGAAGAGCUUGGCUUUAUCUGUCGUGACGGUGCCAACGUUGGCGAUUUUCUCACAGGAGUUACUGUGCCUAAGGAACGCCAGAUCAAACCAGGUUUUGAGCGAACUUUCCCUCGCACAGCUGACGCCGUCCAGCAAGCUUACGACAAGUCGGCGAUCAAGCCAAAGAUGGUGGCAGAAUAUGACUAUCCGGAUACGGAGGAAGCCAGAGAGAACACCCGGCUGUUCAAAGAAGGCGUUGUCGGCGAGAAGCACCCCCAGCUCCCCAAGGGCAGUCCUUUAACGGUCAGCUUCACAACCCAGGUGAAAGCCGCCGUUAUUCGUCAGUACCAGAUCCUUUGGGGCGACAAGGCAACUUUCAUCAUCACCCAAGUUUCAACCCUUAUUCAGGCCUUGAUGGCUGGUUCGCUCUUUUACAUGGCCCCGAACAACUCGGGUGGCCUUUUCUUGAAAGGAGGUGCCGUCUUCUUCGCCUUGCUGUUCAAUGCGCUAGUCGCCAUGGCCGAAGUGACGAGCUCUUUUGCUGGUCGCCCCGUCCUCAUCAAACACAAAUCGUUCGCCCUGUAUCAUCCCGCUGCUUUCUGCGUCGCUCAAAUUGCAGCCGAUAUACCUGUCAUCUUCUUCCAAGUUUCAGUCUUCUCGGUUGUCCUGUACUUCAUGGUUGGACUGACAAGCUCUGCGGGGGCUUUCUUCACAUUCUGGGUCAGCCUGAUCGCCAUUACCUUUUGUAUGACUGCAUUUUUUCGCGCUAUUGGUGCCUCCUUCCCCAACUUCGAUGCUGCUUCCAAGGUUUCUGGAUUUGCAAUUAUGACUACAGUUCUCUAUGCCGGCUAUCAGAUCCAAUAUUCUCAGAUGCACCCCUGGUUUAUCUGGAUCUUCUGGAUUAACCCCCUCUCCUAUGGGUUUGAUGCCCUCAUGGCCAAUGAAUUCCAAGGCAAGACCAUUCCGUGUAUCGGACAUAACCUCAUCCCCAAUGGACCGGGCUACGCCGACAGCAACUUUCAGUCGUGUGCUGGUAUUUUGGGAGCGACGCAAGGCGCUACAUUCGUUACUGGUGAACAGUAUCUGGAUGCCCUGUCAUACAGCCAUAGCCACAUCUGGAGAAACUUUGGCGCGGUCUGGGCGUUUUGGGUACUCUUCGUCGUGAUCACCAUCGCUGCGACCAUGCGAUGGCGGCCAUCUGCUGAAGCUGGUCCGUCUCUGGUCAUUCCCCGAGAGAACGCCAAGACAUCCAUUCACCUCCUUAAGAAGGACGAGGAGUCUCAGAAUCUUGAGGCCCUAGCCGAGACCACUGACGUGGAGACCAGCACCACCCCGAACGCCAAGACAGAAAAGGCAAAGGGAACAAGCGAUCUCAUGCGCAACACAUCCAUCUUUACCUGGAAAAACCUCACGUACACAGUAAAAACCCCUAGCGGCGACAGGCAGCUUCUGGACAACGUCCAGGGCUGGGUCAAGCCAGGCAUGCUCGGCGCACUCAUGGGAAGCUCGGGCGCUGGUAAGACUACUCUACUUGAUGUUUUAGCUCAGAGGAAGACGGACGGCACGAUUCACGGGUCCAUCAUGGUGGACGGGCGUCCUCUGCCCAUUUCCUUCCAACGCUCUGCAGGAUACUGCGAGCAGCUCGACGUUCAUGAGCCAUACGCCACGGUUCGCGAAGCUCUUGAAUUCUCCGCUCUUCUCAGGCAGGAUCGCAGUGUACCUCGCGAAGAGAAACUCCGCUACGUCGAUACUAUUAUUGAUCUACUUGAGCUUCACGACUUGGCUGACACCUUGAUUGGUCGCGUCGGUUCUGGUCUCUCUGUCGAACAAAGGAAACGAGUUACUAUCGGCGUUGAACUUGUUUCCAAGCCCAGCAUUCUAAUCUUCCUCGACGAGCCAACAUCUGGUCUAGACGGACAGUCCGCCUAUAGCACUGUUCGCUUCCUUCGUAAGCUAGCCGAUGUUGGGCAGGCCGUGCUCGUUACCAUCCACCAGCCUUCCGCUCAGCUAUUUGCCGAGUUUGACACACUCCUCCUUUUGGCCAAGGGUGGCAAGACGGUUUAUUUCGGCGACAUUGGCGACAAUGGAAACACCCUCAAGGACUACUUUGGUCGCCACGGUGCCCCGUGUCCCAAGGAGGUAAAUCCGGCUGAACACAUGAUCGAUGUUGUCUCGGGGCAUCUCUCCCAGGGUCGCGAUUGGAACGAGGUCUGGCUCUCAUCACCUGAGCACGCGGCUGUUGUUGACGAGCUCGAUCGUAUGAACGCCGAAGCAGCAGCUAAACCUCCUGGUACAACUGAAGAAGCUCAUGAGUUUGCUCUACCCCUGUGGGAGCAAACGAAAAUUGUCACGCACCGCAUGAAUGUCGCCAUGUAUCGCAACGUUGAUUAUGUCAACAACAAACUGGCACUUCACAUCGGCGGAGCCCUCUUCAACGGCUUCUCCUUCUGGAUGAUCGGCAGCUCAGUAAACGACCUGACAGGACGUCUCUUCACUAUCUUCAACUUUAUUUUUGUCGCGCCGGGCGUCAUGGCGCAGUUGCAGCCUCUCUUUAUAGACCGUCGAGAUAUUUUCGAAACCCGCGAGAAAAAGUCGAAGAUGUACUCGUGGAUCGCAUUCGUCACGGGCUUGAUCGUUUCCGAGAUUCCGUACCUCUGCAUCUGUGCCGUCAGCUAUUUCGUCUGCUGGUACUACACUGUCGGCUUUCCCGGCGACUCGAACCGCGCUGGCGCUACUUUCUUCGUCAUGCUGAUGUACGAGUUUGUUUACACUGGUAUCGGUCAGUUCGUUGCUGCGUACGCCCCCAAUGCCGUUUUCGCCUCACUCGUCAACCCCAUCAUCCUGGGUACACUCAUCAGUUUCUGUGGUGUUCUCGUGCCGUACUCACAGCUCCAGACGUUCUGGAGGUACUGGAUGUACUGGCUCAACCCUUUCAACUACCUCAUGGGCAGCAUGCUCGUCUUUGAUGUUUGGGGCACGGAUGUCACCUGCAAAGACCACGAGUUUGCGCUGUUUGACACCCCCAAUGGGACGACCUGUGGCGAUUACCUUGCCGACUAUUUGCAGGGUAUGGGUUCCGCAACCAAUCUGGUCAACCCGGAAGCUACGUCUGCGUGCCGGAUCUGCCAGUACUCAGAUGGCAGCGAUUACCUGCGGACGUUGAACCUGAUGGAGUAUUACUACGGCUGGCGCGAUGCGGCCAUUGUGGUCAUUUUUGCCCUCAGCUCGUACGCAUUGGUGUACCUGCUGAUGAAGCUGCGCACCAAGGCUUCGAAGAAGGCUGAGUAG